Messenger RNA from Puntigrus tetrazona (Sumatra barb), 555 nucleotides. RefSeq names its product histone H2B-like. Bases 17 to 391 code for a protein of 124 amino acids. Gene Ontology annotation, cellular component: nucleosome. The record is from RefSeq and is a predicted model, not a curated record. Gene Ontology annotation, molecular function: protein heterodimerization activity; DNA binding; structural constituent of chromatin. The transcript has a single exon. Lineage: Eukaryota; Metazoa; Chordata; Actinopteri; Cypriniformes; Cyprinidae.
GAUCGUCAGCGUCAUCAUGCCUGAACCCGCCAAGUCCGCGCCCAAGAAAGGCUCCAAGAAGGCCGUCACAAAGACCGCCGGUAAAGGAGGAAAGAAGCGCAGAAAGAGCAGGAAGGAGAGCUACGCUAUCUACGUCUACAAAGUCCUGAAGCAGGUUCAUCCCGACACCGGGAUCUCUUCCAAGGCGAUGGGGAUCAUGAACUCUUUCGUCAACGACAUCUUCGAGCGCAUCGCCGGUGAAGCGUCUCGUCUCGCUCACUACAACAAGCGCUCCACCAUCACUUCCAGAGAGAUCCAGACCGCCGUGCGUCUGCUGCUGCCCGGGGAGCUGGCCAAACACGCCGUGUCUGAGGGCACCAAGGCCGUGACCAAGUACACCAGCUCCAAGUAGAGCAGCCCAGACCCACAAACCACAAAGGCUCUUUUAAGAGCCACCCAACUACUCCGCUAAAGAGCUUCUGAUGUGUGGCGAACUAAUUUGUAUAAAUAACAAAACCAAUUUAAAUGAGACUUCUAUUAUUGUGUUUGUAGAAAUAAUAAUAAUGCAGUAGACCU